CGUGGGCGGGGCUGGCGUUAGCAUACAUCUGCCGGACGUCUUUCAUCGCCAUUUAGAUUGGAAACGAAAACCCGCUAAGAAGUCACGGGCGCUCCUGGCUUAAUUUGAGCGGCUGUGACCUACUUGCUGCUGUCGUGCCUGGAUUUGGUCCGUCUGUCCGAGGUGUGUUUAAGGGAAUUAGUUUGGAGCAGCUGUUCAGUACUCCGCGCUCGGUGAGCUAUGUCAGUGGCCAUGCUUGUGCGACUGGCCACGCAUGGUGGGUCCCGGAUGUGCCACAGGGUCGUGCUGAAGACCGCCCGGGCAGUGCAGGACGACCCGAGGCGAAUGGUCCACAGCCCGUCGGAAGCUCGUUCCAGCAACUCCCGUUUUGACCCGGACAGCAGCGGCCGCCCCACCACCUGGGACUCUUUUGGGAUUUGGGACAACCGCAUAGAUGAGCCCAUCCUGCUCCCUCCCAGCAUCCGGUACGGAAAACCCAUCCCCAAAGUCAGCCUGUCCAAGGUGGGGUACGCUUCACAGAUUGGCCAGCGCAAAGAGAAUGAGGACCGCUACCAGCUGUCGCAGUUGACCAACAGCAUCCUGUAUUUUGCUGUGUUUGAUGGGCAUGGGGGAGCAGAGGCUGCUGACUUUUGCCACAGAUACAUGGAGCAGCAUAUUAAGGAUCUUGUGGCAGAAGAAGACAACUUGGAGCUGGUCCUGACAAAAGCAUUUCUCAACAUUGACAAGGCGUUAGCAAGGCACCUUCACAUCACUGUAGAUGCCUCUGUGCUAAGCUCGGGCACCACUGCUACAGUGGCUUUGCUGAGAGACGGCAUUGAGUUGGUGGUGGCCAGUGUGGGGGACAGCCGGGCCAUGCUCUGCCGGAAGAGCAAAGCUGUAAAGCUCACCAUGGACCAUACCCCAGAGAGAAAGGACGAAAAAGAGAGGAUUCGUAAAAGUGGGGGCUAUGUGACCUGGAACAGCCUGGGUCAGCCUCACGUCAACGGCAGAUUGGCCAUGACGAGGAGCAUCGGAGACUUUGACCUCAAAAAUGCAGGGGUCAUCGCAGAACCGGAGACCAAACGUAUCACACUACAUCACGUCCACGACUCCUUUCUGGCCCUGACCACGGACGGCAUCAACUUCAUCAUGAACAGCCAGGAGAUCUGUGAUGUCAUCAACCAGUGCCACGACCCCAAAGAGGCAGUACAGCGUCUCUCUGAACAGGUGCUGCAAUAUGGUGCUGAGGACAACAGCACAAUCAUCGUGGUGCCAUUUGGUGCAUGGGGCAAAGAGAAAAGCUCCGAUGUCAGGUUUUCCUUCAGCCGCAGCUUCGUGUCCAGUGGCCGCUGGGCGUAAGGGCGGAAUAGGAAAAAAAGACAAACAAGUGGGCCAGGUGGGAGGGGGAACCUAGUCGACCCGACUAACGUGCAAUACUGUCAGUCUAUGGUGUUAAGGGAACAGGAAAAAGAAACCCACCCAGCAUUCAUCCCCAAAACCAUUCGUUUGGACAUAACCACAUAGUUCUGUUGAGAAACAGUAAAACGAUUUGCUGUUGAACUGCAUCAGGUCUCAUUAGCAUUAUAUACAUUCUGUUAGUGUGCAUUAGGGUACAAAUGAACUGCUUCCGUGAAGAAAAAACAGCAAUUCGUAAAACCUGCACACUAGCCAGAACUGCUGCAGUUAUGGUUGAACAAGUUUUUUGGCAAACAGGCAAUUCACUGUACUUUUCUAUAUGAAUGGUUGCCUCAGUUUUACCUCAGAAUAUUUUUUAAUCCUAUGUAUUUUAGAAUUGUGACUUGAACACUGUUAUAGAUAAGAUGUUGUGUUUUUUUUUUUUUGUUUUUUUUCCCACCAUCAAUUCCAAGCACAUUAAGUGUCAAUGACUUCAAACAUUGCUCACUUAAUUUGGACAUAUUUUCCCAUCUCUGGUAUGUGAAUUUUGGUUGGCUUUCUUUGCUUGACAGUUCAGCAAAUUGUCUUUUGCCUUCAAAUUUGGUGCACCCUAUUGUUUGAUUGUGGUCUUUUACUUGCAUCCAUCCUCAACUUACUCCUUAAAUAUGAACAAACACUCUAGUAUUGCACUUUCCUGGAGGCAGCUGAUAAACUUUGGAUUGUCAAAUGCAUGGUAGCUCUGACGUCAUCAUAACUGUUCACAGCAAUGGAAAACCAGUCUGAACCACUUUAUUUCCUGCAGACCACUGUUAUGUUUCGUGAACUGAUCUGCUCAUCUAGUGCCUUUUGUCUUAAUGGUCUUCUUUUGUUGCGCAAGCACAGUGAUUAUGGUUCGAGAAAUUACCGUUGACGUCUAGGAACAGGACGCUACGACUUGAGCUCGCUCAUUAAUAAUCCACAGAUGUUAAGCUUUGUUGGGCUUGUAUGCAGUAGUCAAGUGCAUUUGGAACAGGUAUGGUUUUGUACUACAUGUUUUGUAAAUAAUCAUAUUUAUAAAUUUUGAUGUACAAAAGAAAAGGCGGUUUAUAUGUGUGUGUGUGUGUGUGUGUGUGUGUGUGUGUGUGUGUGUGUGUGUGUGUGUAUGUAU
Molecule: messenger RNA, 2521 nt
Organism: Pygocentrus nattereri (red-bellied piranha)
Lineage: Eukaryota; Metazoa; Chordata; Actinopteri; Characiformes; Serrasalmidae
Gene: ppm1kb
Product: protein phosphatase, Mg2+/Mn2+ dependent, 1K
Exons: 7
Coding region: 220-1338 (372 amino acids)
Biological process (GO): protein dephosphorylation
Molecular function (GO): protein serine/threonine phosphatase activity; cation binding
Source: RefSeq, a predicted model, not a curated record